AUGGGCAUGAAAUUAGCAUUUUUAGUUCUAGGAAAGCGUCCUAAGAGCAAGAAAAGCUUUGAGAAUUUCGCUACUAAAGGGAGCACCGGGCGAGUCCGGCGCAUCUACCAGUGCCGGGCGUGUGUGUGUGUACAGGCCGCGAGAGGCCGCUCGCCCGCGUCCCGCGCCGCGCUGCUGGCGGCGCGCCCUCAACGUCGACCCACCCUGGCUGCGCCGCGCCAAGGCCCGCUGACGCCACACACACAUUAUUUGACACUUGUGGACUAG
Messenger RNA from Arctia plantaginis, 267 nucleotides. The record is from the annotation of a GenBank genome assembly. NCBI's taxonomy places the organism in Eukaryota, Metazoa, Arthropoda, Insecta, Lepidoptera, Erebidae.